This is a messenger RNA of Apus apus (common swift), 1446 nucleotides long. It is a transcript of the gene RASSF1, whose product is annotated as Ras association domain family member 1. The record is from RefSeq and is a predicted model, not a curated record. The transcript has 6 exons. Gene Ontology annotation, biological process: Ras protein signal transduction. Lineage: Eukaryota; Metazoa; Chordata; Aves; Apodiformes; Apodidae. Bases 17 to 1072 code for a protein of 351 amino acids. Gene Ontology annotation, cellular component: microtubule cytoskeleton; nucleus.
CGCCCGCGGCCGGGCCAUGGAACUCAUCGAGCUGCGGGAUCUGCAGCCGGAGCCGCGGCCAGGACGGGGCCGCCUGGAGCGAACCAACGCGUUGCGCAUCAGCCCGGCCCGCCGGCACGGUCCCGGUCCCGGAGCUCACCCCGACCCGCGGCUGACGGCGGCACCGGGCAUCGGGCACCGCUUCGAGCCGCGGCGCCGCGGGCUCCACACCUGGUGCGAUCUCUGCGGGGACUUCGUCUGGGGCGGCGGCAGGAAGAGCCUCCAGUGCCGCCACUGCAGCUUCACCUGCCACUACCGGUGCCGGGCCCUGGUGCGGCUGGACUGCAGCGGCCCCCCGGGCACUGGGGACGAGGAUGAUGGCAGCGAGCAGGCACUGGAGAAGGACACCAACGUGGAUGAGCCCCGCGAGUGGGAGAAGGCAGAGCUGGACCAGGCGCAGGUGGAGCAACGGAUCAAGGAGUACAACAGCCAGAUCAACAGCAACCUCUUCAUGAGCCUGAACAAGGACGGCUCCUACACUGGCUUCAUCAAGGUGCAGCUGAAGCUGGUGCGCCCCGUCUCUGUGCCGGCCACCAAGCGGGUCCCCUGCGUGCAGGCGGGGCGGCCGGGGCCGCGCGCCGCGGGGGUGAAGCGCCGCACGUCCUUCUACCUGCCCAAGGGCACCGUCAAGCACCUGCACAUCCUCUCGCACACCCGCGCCAGUGAGGUCAUCGACGCCCUCCUCCGCAAGUUCACCGUCAUCGACAACCCCCGCAAGUUCGCGCUCUUCGAGAGGUCUGAGAAGGAUGAGCAAGUGUACCUGCGGAAGCUGGCUGACGAUGAGCAGCCCCUGCGGCUGCGGCUGCUGGCUGGCCCCAGCGAGAAGGUGUUGAGCUUCGUCCUGAAGGAGAACGAGACCGGGGAGGUGAACCCCGUGUGCCCGCAGUGGGACGCCUUCACACUGCCGGAGCUGCACAACUUCCUGCGCAUCCUGCAGCGGGAGGAGGAGGAGCACGUGCGCCAGCUGCGGCACCGCUACGCCCGCUGCCGACAGAAGAUGCAGGAGGCCCUGGCCACGCACACGCCGGGGUGACCGCGACAACCGCACCCGUGGCCGACCAGCACGCCAGGAUCCUCGCCUGCCGGCGGGUGGGGGCACCUGGGAGGGGGGUGGAGAGGGGCACCCCGAGACACAUUGGGCCGUCACAGCCUGCAUGGGUCUGGCCCAAGGAGUAGGUGUCCCCAGGGGAGUGGGUGGCCCUAGGGAGUGGGGGUCUCUGGGAAGAACAAGUGUCCCCUGGGGGAGCGGGUGUCCCUGGGGGGAGCAAGUGUCCUCAGAGGGUGGGAUGUCCCUAAGAAGCAAGUGUCUUCGGGGGGAGCAAGUAUCCCCAGGGAAGUGAGUGUCCCCAGGGGAGCGGGUGUCCCUGGGAAAGCAGGGUGUUGAGCACCAAUAAAGACAUCUGGGUG